AUGGCAUCCUCACCUGCUACCUCUUUGCGCCGCAGCCAUGGCUCGUCCGGAGCCUCAUCCGGACAAUUGCACCCACAAUCAGCCUCCCAAUCUCGGAACUCAAACUCAUCACGGUCGCGAUCCUUCACACAUCAAGAUGCCGACUCCAGCGCGGACUCCAUCUCCAUCGACACUCUCGUCGACUAUCUCUUCCUCGCCAAACGAUCGCUUUCCUCCAUGACCCUUGUUUUGCGCGCCCACGAUAUCGCGAACGAUGCUCGGCAAUCACAUGAAGAUAUCGCCGUCUUAGCUGCCCAGUCGGGCUUCCUACGAACGUCUACUCUCGACCAGGCGGCGAUACUGGUUCGAGUGCGUAGGAGUUUACAAAGCACUUAUGCUUGGGGAAAGAAAGACUUUAAGAAGCUGGUGAAGUCGAUGGAUUUGGUUGAUGGAGAGCUGGAACACACCAUGGAAAUGCUUCGCGAUACAGGAGUCGAGGGUGUUUUCCGACCCAAGGGCGAGGAAAGACGAAGCCUUCUCGAUUUUAUUGAUGAAGGCGGUGUACACGGCGUGCGGGAGGCUAUGAAGAAGAGCAUACAGGAGCUUCAGGCCAUUCAGCAGUCCUUUGACGGCGACUUACUCCGCCUGGAUACCGACAUUCGCAAUUUGAAGAACAUCAUUAUCGAUACCCCAAGCUUAAUAGGCGACAUCCGGGAUGGUAGCAAUCCGCCCUCUGCCGAGCUACUUGAGAGCUUGUUCGACCACUCAGCCAAUAUGGCCCAUUUAUUGGCCUCUCUGACGCAUCACUUCGACAUGUGCGUUACCGCCGUCCGUACGACAGAAGGUGGCGUCGCUCUCGCCCGUCGUAGAGCCGCCGAAGCCACACAGUCUCAAGGGAGCGACGGCGUCUCUAUUUCAGGCGUCAUCGCCGAGCAAGAGUCUAACGUGCCAGACCUCGAGCCGAAGACGGUUAAGGAUCGGGCUGAGAUGCUAAAAGUCGUUGUGCAAGAUGCAGCCGAGGUAGACGACGUCGUCCAGGAGAUACAGGAACGCCUCGCGGCGAUGGAGCAGGAAUAUAUCGUGCUGCAGGAUCAACAAGAGACCUCGGAGCGGGCCUACUCGGGUAUGGUGAUGGCAUAUGUCAUGCUCCAAGAGAUUGGCGAUCGACUCGCCGACUACGUCGCCGCCGAGGGAGACUUCAAAACACGGUGGGAUAUGGAGAAAGAGAGCAUUUUCGCCAAGCUGCAAGAAAUGCAGCAACUCAAGGAAUUCUAUGAGCGCUACGCAAGCGCCUACGACAGUCUUAUUCUCGAAGUCGAGCGCCGUCGCGCCGUAGACGAUCGGGUCCGCAGUAUCUGGCGCAAAGCCCAAGAGAGCGCCAACAAACUUCUCGACGCCGACCGCGAAUCCCGUGACACGUUCCGACAAGACGUGGGUGAAUUUCUACCAACGGAUCUUUGGGCAGGAAUGCAAGGAUCCGCGAGGAAAUGGGCAGUUGUUCCUGAUGGUGAAGAGGGAGAUGUGCCGGGACCGGCGCUGCGGAAGAGUGUUGUCGAGGCGGCCAAGGAGCGGCUUGCGAAAGCAGAGAGGCGGUAG
Fusarium sp. VM40 is the source of this 1575-nucleotide messenger RNA. Lineage: Eukaryota; Fungi; Ascomycota; Sordariomycetes; Hypocreales; Nectriaceae. The record is from the annotation of a GenBank genome assembly.